UCCUUCUCCUCCUCUUCUUCCUCCUUCGCCGUCGCACAAUCCCUUCUCCUCCCUCCUCCUCUAUCUUCCCCCGUUCAUCGCAGCCCACCGCCCCCCCGCCUCGUCGCAACCCCCUUUCUCCGAUCCAUCCUUCCUCUUCCCCGUUUAGCCACAGCUCUCCCGCUUCCCCGACACCAUCCUCCUCCUCCCUACUCCUCCCUCCUCCUUCUUUCCCCCGUUCAUCGCAGCCCCCCGCCCUUCUUCCUUGGUCCCUCCCCCUCCUCCACUUCAUCACAGCCCCCGCCCCCCGUCGACCCCGGAAGCCACCUUCACCAUCCUCCGACCCCAACAGACCCAUCUCCAUUUUCCUACGCCGUGCCAGACAGCCCCCUCUCCAUUAUCCUGCUCCGGCCCCGACAGCCCCCAUCUCCAUUUUCCUACUCCAGCCCCGACAGCCCUCAUCUCCCUCCUCUACACCCUUCUUAGCCUUCUCUAUACAUCUUCCCCUCCGCUUUCCUACUUCCUGAUAGUUACCCACUACCCUCCCAACAAGCAGUCAGCAGCAUGCCAUGAGCAUUUACUUUAAAGAAAUAGCAUGUCACUUUAUGCAAAUUAAAUACUGUUGUCAAGAUAGACGGCAGGAGAAGUGAUGCUUUUAGAGAGAGCAAAGAGGAUUGGGGAAGUCUUAGUGACAAAAAAGCAUGGAAAAGUUAGAAAAAGAGAUAGCAGAGACAACAAUCGGGUCACCGUGCAAAGAAAAUCAAUAAUCAUUUGUCAAUAGAAUCAUGCACAAGUCUGACUAUUCCUCAUGUGAAGCAUUUUAAUUAAAAAUAUGCCUAAGAUAAUACUAAUCUAACUAGGUUUCCCAAAAGAAACUAUCUCAACAGCGAUUAUUUAUUUUGAUGAAGUGUUUGGUUCAUCAAACCUCUUAGUUUUCUUAUUAUGUUUACUGCAUUGUAGUUUCCUUUUCAAGCACACCAGAACAACACAAAACCCCAAACGAUACAAAGGACUCGACUCACCCUAAAGUACAAGUUGAGUAAACAACUAGAAUUUGACUUGAUUUCCAAACCCCAAAAUAGACCCAAAAUCUCAAUGUAUUUGGUUAGGUAUAAACUUACACCUUUAUGUCAGCAUAGUAUGUUCUCUGCUGCAGUGCUGAAAGCAACUAUCUUCGCAACUCGAGGCUUGUUCAUACCUCAAAACACACAGGCCUGCUUAUAUUUGGAUUGCCAAAUCUUGUAUUUGCUGGUUUAGUUGGUGAUUGAAGGAGAUUUUAACUGAGAUAUAGGACGCUUGGUAGUGUCUAAACCCACCAACUACAAUAGAAAAAUAAGUGGAAUUUAGUGUCAGUGCGAAGAUGUUUUUUGAAGCCAUUAUUUCAGUGGUGGAGAAUUUCUUGGAUGUGAGCAUGAGAAUGAGUAACUAAUCUAGAGACUUAUCUCUGAAAGAAAUGGCUGAUUGGAACUGAAUGCAUGUGGAUUAACAUGAGUGGUGGAGGAAUGUUGUCUGAGACAGAUGAUUAGUUGAAAGUUUUCAACAUCCUUGAUUUGAGGCAGAGGAAUUUGGAUUGGAGAGGGCAGAUAUAAGACUACUUUUCUUGUAUUUUUCUGCAAACAGUACGUGAUACUGCCUCAAAAGACAAUGUAUUUGGUGCAGAAGAGGCUCUUUUGCCUUCUCUCAUGUAACAAGUCCACGAUCCAUUUUUCCUCCUAUCAACACUGCAGUCUGUUUAGCUUUUCCACUGCCGAAGAUCACAGUUCAAAUCAUAGAACCAAAUUUAUGUUGGUCGACCCCCUUCAGUCAUGUGAACUUUCCACAAGAGAGGCUGCAAAAAUGGCCAAGGAUCGCAUCUGUGAAAAAAAACUUCCAAGUUCAAGUCCUUCCAUCGAGUUCUUUAAGCAGAGCGGUUGGAGUGAUGCACAAGUCAUGAAGCUUAUCAAGUGGGCACCCAGUUUGCUGCAUGCUAAUGUAGAGACUGCCCUGAAGCCCAGGUUGAGAUCUUUGCAGGACAUGGGAUUUUCUGACACUGAAAUAGUUCAGCUGGUUUCAUUAUGUCCGAAAGCGCUCCUUUUACGUGACAUCAAAUCGAGGAUCAACUUCUGGAGGUCACUAUUAGGUUCGAAUGAGAGGCUUCUGAAAGCCUGCAAGAGGAACAAGUUUCUUCUUGGUUAUAGCUUGGCUCGGACGAUAGAACCUAAUAUAUCUCUCUUGAGGGAACAUGGCAUCAGUGACGAGCGUAUCAUGCAUAUGGUGACGACAUUGCCACGCUGUUUUGGUCGAAUAGACAAAUUAAAGGAGGUUAUCAAAUAUAUUGAGGAAUUGGGUGUCCCACGUGACUCUGGAUUAUAUAUGUGUGCACUUCAUGUAGUCAUGGGCAUGAACAAAUCUACUUUUGAUUCUACCAGUGCAACUCUGAUGAGCUUUGGGUGUUCCCAGCCUGACAUCGUUGCUGCAUUCAGGAAGUGCCCAAACGUUUGGGCACUCUCAAACAAGACCAUAUGUGACAAGAUGACAUUCCUGAUGAAGGAAGCUGGUUUUGAGCUGACAUAUAUCAUUUCCCGUCCCGUGAUUCUUACUUACAGCUUGGAGAAGAGGCUGAGACCUCGAUAUGAGGUUUUGAAUUUUCUUAAGCAGAAUAAAUUGCUGGAUGAAGGACAUAGUCUACCAUCCGUCGUACCACUAUCUGAGGAGAAGUUCAUAAAGAAAUAUCUUUUCCGGCUCAAGGAGAAAUUUACUUCUCUCUAUGAUUCCUAUCUUGCUGCUGUUCAGGGAAAGCCACAUGUUACUUGAAAUCGAAACUUUAAAUUAAAAUGAUCAACUUCAUACUGACUGCACUAUAUAAUCAUCUCAAAAUUUGUGACAUUAUAAAUUCUCCAGGAGUUUCUUGUUGUAGAACAUC
Musa acuminata AAA Group (dessert banana) is the source of this 2881-nucleotide messenger RNA. RefSeq lists its product as uncharacterized. Gene Ontology annotation, biological process: regulation of DNA-templated transcription. The record is from RefSeq and is a predicted model, not a curated record. Lineage: Eukaryota; Viridiplantae; Streptophyta; Magnoliopsida; Zingiberales; Musaceae. Gene Ontology annotation, molecular function: double-stranded DNA binding. Bases 1624 to 2772 code for a protein of 382 amino acids. The transcript is spliced from 2 exons.